AUGUUGGACUUAUUCUCCAAAGAUCGAAUAGUGAACGAGGCGGGCCUCAGAGCCGCCUUGCGUCAUCUGGACGCAAUGUCAAGUUCAGGAGCAACCGCAUUACAAGCUACGGUCGAACAUAUGUUGUCGUCACCCCAUAUUUUUGCAUAUAUCAUAUCUGUUUGGGAUCGCCGCGAGGCAAUGAUCUCACAGAUCAUGACAGACUUUCCAACGAAGUCUCAAGAAUAUCCGGCAUCCAUCGCGAGAAAGAUACUGGACAAUCUGUCUAUGAACUUUUUAGCUUUUCCGGCCGAGUCUCUAGCGAUGGAUGUCUCUAGGGACAUCACCCGUCACAGAUGCUUCAUCGAGGGCGCUUUACCUGUAAUUUUCGCGUUGAACAGUAUGGAAUUUUCUGGUGCAGGGUCCUUUGAAGGCGAGAUCGAUGUCUCCGACGAAUCUGAUGAUGGAUUUGUCAAGAAGAAAGUGCCUCAGAAAAUGCGCAAGCGUAAUCGCCCGAAAGCUCAUACGUCUAUCGAUACAUCGCUCUUCGUGAGGCUUGGUGUGGUUGUGCCUCUCACGAGCGAGGCUGCCACAUCAUUGUCUACUCAGAUUCUUGCAAAGCUGAAAAAUGCUCUCUCGUUCUACUUCUCGCUUCUGCGGAGGACGGAAUUGGCAGGCGACAUCAAAGCUUUACUCUUCCCAAUCGUGAGAGAGUAUGCCAAAUAUGUUGCGCCUGAAGUUUCGUCAACCGAGGAUGUCGAGAGCCCAACAGACCGACUCAAUGCAUACCAAAUGGUGCAGCCUAUGAAGGCUGCACUUUACUUCGACAACGCGGAUGGGCUCGGAGAGUGGCAAAUCCUGAUAUCUACGGAGGCCUACAAACAUUUGCGUGAAUUCCGUAGAGCAGAUAAGAAGACAUUCAAGAUCAUCUUCAAGAAGAUCAAACAACUAUCGAAUGGCCAUUUUUCAGAUGAUAAUCACAAGCGACUUAACGGGCCGGAUGCAGGCAUACCCAUAUACGAUGCCAAGAUGACAAAGGACCUACAAUUAGUGUACCAAAUCGAUUGUGUCCCUGACCAAGAUGGAAAGUCCGAAAGACAAGUAAUCAAGAUAUACGGUAUUUAUAUGGAUGCUCAGCUCGACGGAAUAUGGGAUGCCUUGGGUAGCCAUCUCGCACGCAAGGGCAGAGAAUAUCGUAGAAGGUGUAUCUUUCGGAACAGGCCAGUCCUAUCUAAAGAUAGCGCGAUUCUGCCUGCGUCAUUCCCACUAGCUGAACCUGAGCCAGAAUGCUCAGGAGGCCCACUUAAUCUUAGUAAUAAGGACAUGGACCACCUUCACUCUUUGCUUGUUUUGGAGAAAUAUGUCACGUUCUCGCAAGCGUUCCUGCAUAGUCUCAUCGCAGACCAAGAUGUACAGCACGUCUUUAUGCUCACUCCCCAAGAACAAAAGAUUGUCGAGUGUACUACGUCAUGUUACGUCUUGGGUCGCAGCGGCACGGGCAAAACCACGACAAUGCUGUUUAAGAUUCUCGGCAUUCAGCGAGCUUGGGAGAUGAGCGCUGUUGACAUGCCGAAGCCACGCCAAAUCUUUGUCACCAAAUCCAGAGUGCUCGCUACGAAAGUAGAAGAGUAUUUCAUGAAGCUUCUUGAAUCUCUGGCGUUAGCAGGCUAUACCCUGGAGGAACUUGCAAAAAUGAAGGCACGAAGUGUUCAGGAGGGCCUUGUCGAUCUCGACGACUUGCCCGAUUCACAGAUGAAUAUACCGAUGAAAUACAGCGAACUUGAGGAUAAGCACUUUCCUCUUUUUCUCACUUUCGAUCGACUGGCGAAAAUGAUCGCAGCAGAUAUCUUGAGCAAGAAAGACAGCGCAGGAGUUUUCUUCAAUGUUGACGAUGCUGACGCGCAUGACUGUUUCGUCACCUAUGACGUAUUCGCAAAUCAAUACUGGCCUCAUUUUCCACAGAAUCUCAGCAAAACUCUCAAUCCGUGGUUGGUUUUCAGCGAAUUCAUGGGGAUUGUCAAAGGCUCCGAACACGCACUGACCUGUCCUGAAGGAGUUCUCGAUCGCACAAACUACCUCCGUCUUCCUCAUCGUUCUAAUCCAAAUUUUGCAAAUCAGAGAGGAAUUCUGUACGACAUGUUCGAGCAUUAUACGAAAAUCAAGAGGCAGCGAUGUCAUCAUGAUGUUGCAGACCGCACGCAUGCAAUACUCAAGGUCUUGCGGAGCAAAGAAUUCCCUGGCAAACAGAUCGAUUAUCUGUAUGUCGACGAAGCACAAGACAACCUUCUGAUCGACGCACUCUUUUUGAGGCAACUAUGCAGGAAUCCAGACGGUCUGUUCUGGGCUGGAGACACCGCACAAACGAUCUCUGCGGGGAGUUCCUUCAGGUUCGACGACCUGAAAGCGUUUCUCUACCGUGUGGAGCAGCAGCAAAAUCCUUCGGUCAAUUCCGCUGGGGCAUGUCUUCGUCAGCCUGCGAUGUUUCAAUUGGCGAUCAACUACAGAUCGCACGGUGGUAUCGUCAACUGUGCACGUUCUGUGAUCGAACUCAUUACAAAGUUUUGGCCCAACACAAUUGACACACUUCGACCAGAAAUGGGGGUGGUUGACGGGCUGAAGCCUGUGUUUUUUACAGGUUGGGAUAAAGCCACCGUUCAUCAUGAGCAGUUCUUGUUUGGGACGAAGGGUGGUCACAUUGAGUUCGGAGCCGAGCAAUGCAUUCUUGUGCGUGACGAUGCAGCACGUCAGAGGUUACGCGACCAAGUUGGUGAGGUUGGAUUGAUUAUGACACUUUAUGAGAGUAAAGGCCUGGAAUUCAAUGAUGUGCUUUUGUACAACUUUUUCGAGGAUUCUACUGUAGAUCUGUCACGAUGGCGUGUAGUUCUCAAUGGGGUAGAUGGUCAAGGAUAUGCACCGAACUUCGAUCGAGACGAAGCGCGAUACGCUGGGGUUUGCAGCGAGCUCAAAAUUCUUUAUGUGGGAAUCACACGAGCAAGGAAGAACAUAUGGAUCGUUGACAAAUCUGACAGAUCAGAGCCGAUGCGUAUAUUCUGGACGUCUCGCAAUCAGAUCCAGAAUUGUACCCCCGGCACAGAUGUCCCUCAUCUAGCCGUCUCCUCGACUCCAGAAGAAUGGGCGUCCUUCGGGCGCUCACUAUUCUCGCACAAGCGCUACUCGCAGGCUAUCCACUGCUUCGAACGUGCCAACCUUCGUCGUGAAGUGAAGGUCUGUGAAGCAUAUCAACUCCGAGAAGUCGCACGUUCUAGUGUCGGAGUGGCCUUACUCAGCGACCAAAAAAGAGCUUUUAACGUGGCUGCCGAUGCCUUUACUGAUUGCGCAGAAACCGCACCAGGAAAUCAGAAGCUUCAAUACUAUCGUAACUCGGCGGAUUGCUACGUUCGAGCAGGAGAUGACCUUAAAGCUGCUGAGGCCUAUCUCAGUGCUCAAGAGUUCGAGCAAGCGGCGAAGAGGUAUCGCAAGGUUGGACGGUUUGACAAGACCCUCCAUGUCCUUAAUGACCAUGGCACGGAUAUACCUGAAGAGACCACGGCGGAGUUAUGGACUGUGUGCAGACUAUUUUACUUCAGCAGGACAACUCGGCCCCCAUUGCCCCUCUUCUCGACAUUUGAUGAGGAACUCGAAUUUCUGGAGGACUAUGAUCUCGAUUACGCUCGUGCCUCACUGCUUGAAUCUCACUCGAGGUACUAUGAGGCCGCAGAGCUCCACUUGUCAGAGAAUAGGCCCUUGGAAGCUGUCCGGGCAUUCAUCAAGGACGAUACCAAGGACGAUUCUACUAGCCGUGCGGCCGAUACUAUAUUGGAAUACUUUUGGCGCAAAUGCUCCUUCAGAAUCACUGCAAAAUCCGUUGCUGAUGAGCCAGAGCCAAUGCGGCAUUUCAUUGCUCUUGCUGAUGAGCUGGAGAUGAACAAACUAACGCCGGCCACGCGUGAUCUAAUAUCGAUGUUUCAAAACAUCUUGCGCGGAAAUCACGAGUCGCUGAGAAAUCUUGCGCUUAACUUCCAUGAACAGAAUAACAAGCCAGCAGCUCUCCUUUGCCUGGACCAUAUAUUCUCUCGAACCAUAGAUAUUCGAGCUUUCACGGUCGAUGAAAUGCGACGGUUCCUUCAACAGUUUCACGCCUAUGCGCGACUGCUCUAUCUGAUUGUGACCUUCCCCGACCCCAUGGAACACAGGGGUAUCCGGAGACUAUUCUCCAUCGUGCGGUUGUCCGGUGACGAGUUCCGCAUACCAAAUGGAACGUUCCUCCACAACAAAAUUAUGGAGAUCCGCCAGGGCAUCACUUGGGCAUCGGAAACUCCGUCCGGAUAUACAGCCUCUCGUAAAAACGUCACCCAGUUGCUACAACGAUCUACUCGAACGAUCUUGAAAGACAAAGUGUCGAGGAUCAAUGAUAAGUGUUGCGAAUCUCCCGUUUUCUCGCAAUGCCUGCAAUUCUUGAUAUCUGGAGUGUGUCAAAGAGAUAAGUGCCCCCAAGAGCAUGUUGCAGUAUCGAAAUUAGAUCGCCAGUAUUACAACAACCGUGUUGCCAUCCACAUCUGGCAGAUUCUGAUCUUGCAAUUCAUGUAUUCCGCUCACCCAAAAAUUGACCGACGCAAAAGCAUGAGGGACUGGCUCAAGCAUCUCUACGAGGCUAUCAAUCCACCCUUAUUCAUUCAAGGUUCCCCUGCGGACCUUGAUAUGAACCUGAUGCCUCUUCGUCUAGAUGGCGUGAAAGUGGUGAAGCUCUGGAUCUGCGAAUCAUUCUACUCGCUCGACCCAUUCUUUACCCAGGCUGAAUUUUUGACGGCGUUGAUGGGAAUAACCAGUCUAAGUUUUGAUUUUGACAGGGACGAUGCACCUGCCUACAUCUCUCGAGCAAAGUGUACGAUCUCUGGACCGUUAGAACUCGUUCGCAAGGGGGACAAACGCUAUAUGGUUCAUGACCUGCUUAGUUCUUACCAAGGAGCUUCCCUAAGCAGCAUCUCAUCGGGAAUCCUGUAUCUUCUGCAUGUUCUAAAUAAUCGUUUAUAUGUCAACCUCUCGGUGUUGUGCGACUGUAUCGAGGACGUCUGCAGCGCUUUUAUAAUCAACUGGCGAAUCGACCCAUACUUCAAUAAGCUUCCCCUUCAUAACGUCGUGCUUCCAUGUAAAUGGCUGCUGUUUCCCCACAAAUUCACUACGGAGAAAAAAACCAACCUGCCUUUGAUGGGGGAGCUUCUGGAUGAGAUAGCGAGGCUGGUCGAAGCAUUGCGCGUAGAAGUCGGCAUGGAUUUCCUCUGGCUGAACUACGCGAAAUUUACGCCUAUUAUCCGUAAUGUUUUCAUUUCUCGGAUCUGCAGGGUUCUUUGCCUCAUCGCUCAUCACAUCAGUCAUCCCUUCUUGAGAAACAAAGUAGACAAUAUCAUUCUUUCUCUGCACAAAAAAACCCCUCCUUCGAAUCGGCAUCCAGUUAAUUAUUGGAAACUCGUGGAUGACGUGGUCAAGUGCGUGACACCCUUGCCAGGAUGUACACCACUUCCAGACGGUUACCUGCGAGCUCUCCUGGCUUUCGACGACAAUAAAGGAGUGGGCAACCUGGUGCAUCUUGUCCACAAAACGAUGAACCAAUAUACUCGAGUCAAUCCUAGUAUAGGCCGACGGCUCGUAUACGAGAAGACCAUCGAGAUCCCCCGUCUCCUCUCAUCGUACGCAGUGAUCGCACAGUCUACCCCGAGAGUGGAGGCCCUUGCCUCUGUACCUCGCUUAGGACAUUCCAAGGACCGACCAGAGGUUAUCCAGCACGAUGAGAAAGAGAUAACGGAACCGCAACCUCAAGAGUUGGAAGGAGAGGGAGAAAGGGAGGGAGAAAGGGAGGGAGAUCUCACGGUCAAUGCUGAUACAGAGACCCAUGAUGCGUCGGAGACUUUGGAUGGGGCGACGGCGUUGUUUGCACCUGAUCUUGACGAGUCACUACGCACCAACGGACCAUCGGCGGAGGAAGAAGAGGCGGCUCGCAAAAUUCAGAACACGUACCGCCGUUACGUCAGACGCCGCUCGAGUCGUGCAGUCAAUGCCGAAAUCGACGCGACAUUCAUGACAUGCCUGAAGGAGACGCAGUCCCCUGAAUGGCGUUCGGGUUAUUACAGCUUGCUUUUCCUUGGACCAUUGCCUCACCUUCUGGUGUGCUUGGAACGAGGUAUCGCUCUGACUCACGCUGUCAAAGCCAAGACGAAAGGCCUUUUCAACAAGGAGUCUCAUGAAAAGCUCGAGGAGUUGGGCAAACAGAGAAGCGGGAUCGCAACGCUCCUCAGGAAGGGAUUGAAAUUACGCAAGCAGCUGGAGCCUUCCUCAUCCGCUCAUCGUGCCCGUGACAUUGAUGCACUCAGAUCUGGAGUUCUAGAGGUCGAGGAAUUCAUGCAGGGAGUUCCGAGCAGCAUGAAAGAUAUGCAAUCUGACUUUCAAAUGGCCUAUAAGGGCAUUGUUGCAAAGAAGGUUCGUGCGGGAAAGGAGAAAGAAAGACGUGCUCUCAAUGUCGAGGAUAUGAACGACUAUUAA
Messenger RNA from Suillus discolor, 6513 nucleotides. RefSeq lists its product as uncharacterized. Bases 1 to 6513 code for a protein of 2170 amino acids. Gene Ontology annotation, molecular function: protein binding; ATP binding; hydrolase activity. NCBI's taxonomy places the organism in Eukaryota, Fungi, Basidiomycota, Agaricomycetes, Boletales, Suillaceae. The transcript is spliced from 35 exons. The record is from RefSeq and is a predicted model, not a curated record.